AUGUGGAGCGCCAAGUCUUCGUACGCUGAGUCCGAGGCGGCACAUUUUGCCACGUUUCACGUGCCGCACGAUCAGCGCGAAAGCUUUUUCGCCACGUACAAGGUGGUGGUGGCCGCGUCGGGCUGCAAGAUAUCCUACGUAGACAAAGGCAACCUUAGUUCCAAGAUCGUCCCCUCCCCAUCUUACCCUCGCAGCCACCGGGAGCGACGCAUCGCGGCCGUCUACCUAUUCUUUCGCCUCUGUUACGACAAGCCACGCCGGUCCUUCGUCGGCUUUGACGCGAGUUUGCUCCGCAACAUCUCGCCCCCGAUUGCCCACGUGGUUCGGGUCCCGGACCAGUACAACCACGCGGUCGUCAAGGAGUCGCUGCACGCGCGCAACAACGGACGCAUCGCGAUCUUUGACCGGUGCAGCGAGUUUGGCUGCCUCAUCGAUCUGACUCGGCUCGACAAGGAGCGAGAGAUCACCAUCCUCUCUGCGCGCAAAGUACAGCGAGACAAGAUGCUCACCUGGAUCACCGAGGUCGCGGAGUCCACCAUGCGGCGGCGCACUGCGCCGCUUGUUGCUCUCGGCCAGGCGGCGCCGGUGGCGCCCGCUCCUUCCCCCGCCGAGAAUGCGACGGUCCGCGCGCUCGUCACAAUGGGGUACGACGCGGGGCGCGUGUUGCGCGCCGUCGCGUCCCUCUCCGACAAGUCGAACGUUGAAGCGGCGGUGGUCGAAGUGGAGCGCAUCGCUGGCGACGCGGUGGAGUCGCUCAUGGCGGCGGUCGGCUCGAAACCCGACUACAAGAGCGAGCUGAACCAGCUUGCGAUGGCGACGCGUCGCAAGGUCCACUACUCGACGAUGCCGCUGGCGGACGGGUCUGGACACGCCGUCUUCCUCUCUACCGUCAUCGUCGCGCCCGAGGGUUCCGUCAGCGCCGCGGGCAAGGCGGCGGGCAAGACGCUGGCGGAGCAGGCGGCGGCGCGGCAGGCACUUGUCGAGCUCGAGAAGAAGCUGUCGAUAUCCGCCGCUCGGCGCGACGAGCCGCCCGACGCCUUUGUCUGCCCGAUCACCUUCGAAGUGAUGAUCGACCCGGUCAUCGCUUCGGACGGGUACACCUACGAGCGCCACGCGAUCGUGCACUGGGUGCACAAGAAGCGCAAGAAGACGAGCCCCACGACCAACGCGGACCUCGAGUCCUUCGGCCUCAUCCCCAACUACAACCUGCGCAGCCAGAUCAGCGAGUGGCAGCAGGGCAAGCGCGCGUGA
Emiliania huxleyi CCMP1516 is the source of this 1251-nucleotide messenger RNA. RefSeq lists its product as hypothetical. Gene Ontology annotation, molecular function: ubiquitin-protein transferase activity. Bases 1 to 1251 code for a protein of 416 amino acids. Lineage: Eukaryota; Haptophyta; Isochrysidales; Noelaerhabdaceae. The transcript is spliced from 3 exons. Gene Ontology annotation, biological process: protein ubiquitination. The record is from RefSeq and is a predicted model, not a curated record.